This is a messenger RNA of Lutzomyia longipalpis, 3167 nucleotides long. RefSeq lists its product as uncharacterized. Bases 1246 to 2007 code for a protein of 253 amino acids. Lineage: Eukaryota; Metazoa; Arthropoda; Insecta; Diptera; Psychodidae. The transcript has 2 exons. Gene Ontology annotation, molecular function: nucleic acid binding; zinc ion binding. The record is from RefSeq and is a predicted model, not a curated record.
CUGGUACCGACUGUCUUGGUAUAGGACAGAUUGGCUUAUGUGUGUGUCAUCGGAGAUGGUCUUCGGGUGGCCAUCGUCCCGAUAGCUCCGAUACUGAGUCAGUUACUCUUGGUAGGUCGAACCGUUCACACGGUCAGGAGAGGCACCACAUAAGUCCAUCGUGCCUAUCCUACCUUAUACCAAGAGUCUUUCAAUUCAGAAGUGGGAUUACGAAUCCCUCAAAAUGAGAAGUGGAGGGAGAUAUAAAGUGUUUGUGAAAAAAGAGUGCUGUAGGCGGAAAAUCGGACACCGCAUUUUUGGAAGCCAUCUUUAAAGCGACAGGAAAAGGGUGAGUGACGUAAGAGUCAGCUCGAGCUGGAAGCAAUUGCGUCGCAAAAUUUCAGUAAGAUGGAGGUGACAAUGGAAAAUUGUAUGUAUAUGACAUUGGAAAUCAUGUAUUUAUUUAUGAUAAUGUGCACAUUAUGUCAAGAAAAGCGCUUUUCAAUACAUUUAAUUGUUGGGUAUUAUUGAAAUGUUUCUAUUAUGUAUCUUGGUUGCAGGAAAUAUUUCAGGUAACAAUGUUUUGUGUGCCAAUGUUUCAAGGGCGUAUUUCGAAGUUGAAACAUUUCAUGUGUCAAGAAACAAAUGUUUCUAAAACGUUUCUCAGAUUUGACGUGUCUUGUCAUAUUUGUGGUUGAGAAAAAAAAAAUACGCGUGACUUUUGCAAGAAAUUUACAUUUUCCCGUGUGAUUUCAUAAAAAAUUGAGUUUUCAGCUAUUCUUAGUGGAAGAAUACAGUUGUGUGCGAAGAAAUCGUAAGGGAAUCAAAGCAAUUGAAAAACAAGGUGAAAUUCCAAUGCCUUGGAUGGAAAAAGAGGCAUAGGAAGUAACCCGAAUUGUGAGUAUGUUGAAAAAAAAAAUUAAAAUAAAGCAAUCGAUGGCAUCUAUUGCAGAACAUUGGAAUUGUGAGAAAGGCAUUUCUCAUGGGAAUCUGUAUUUAAUUUCAGGAAGUAGCGCAAUCAAAAAUCUCAGUAAAAGUAAACAAAUAAAGGAGAUUAUACUGACUCGUAAGUACAAUCAGACAAGUAAUGAUUUUGAUGAUUUCUGAGAAUUUUCCUUUAGCAUACUUGCAAUUUGUCUGUAAGAGCCCUAAAUUCAGUUACAAAUAAAGUAGAGACGGAAUAUUGCUUUUAUAAUAAAGAAGGAUAGCUCACUAAAGCAUUAGUGAUAAGAAUUUUUAUUUUUACCUUGUUUUGGGCUACAGUCAAUGGAUAGGAGACAGACAAGAAGCAUGGCACCUGCAAUGGUGUCAUCAAGUGAACAGUCAAGUAUGAAUACGGCUGUGGUGAAGCUCACAGGUGAAGAAAUAAAAGCUCUCAUUCCGGCUUUCAACCCGGAAGGGAAAAACAACGUAACAGCCUCCGAAUGGAUACGUAAAAUGGACAAUUUGGUGGAACUCUAUCACUUUGAUGGGAGAAGAGCAGUCUUAGCAGCGGCCAUUCGCUUGGAGGGAUCAGCAAAAAUCUGGUUUGAGGCUUCGCAAAAUGAGACCAUAUCGUGGGAGGAGUUUAAGGCAGAGCUCCUUAAGAAUUUUCCAACAGAGAUAGAUGUGGGAGAGAUUCACAGGAUGUUGUCCAACAGGAAAUGGAAAAAGGACGAAAGCAUGGAAGCCUAUUUUCAUAAUGUUGUUAAGCAGGCGAAGAGGAUUGGUCUUGGAUUUGAUGUUACGAAGAAUUAUCUAAUCGAAGGAAUUCAAGAUAAAACUCUUCGAGGGGCGCUAAUCAAUUUCCAAGGAUCAUCGCUCACCGAGUUCCUUGCACACAUGAAGCGAGCACAUAAGGCUCUAGUCGGGAAUGAGCAGUCUACUCAGAAGGAAGAAUGUGACUCGAAGAGAAGGUCGAUGGAAUAUCCUCAGGGGAAGGGGAAGAAAUACAAAUUCGACGAAAGCGCUAAAAUGAAGAAGAGAUGUUAUGAAUGUGGGUCAGAUCAGCACCUCAUCAAAGAUUGUCCAAAGAAGAAGAGGACAUGAUGGAGACUUGCGGGACUGAUGAAUUAGAAGGCGAUGUUAUAUAAAAAUAAGUGCCAAUGGUUGAAUUAAUAAAUGAAUUGGAAUGGAAGUUUUUCAGUGUUUAACUUGUGCAAGGUUAUUAUGGUUUGCGCAAGGAGUUCUUAGCAUUGAAAAUAAAAUUCUGAAGAAAUGCAUAAUUCAUUAGGAAGGUUUAGGGAUAGUUGCAUAAGUCAACAAGAAGGUUGUGUAAAUGCAAGGUAUUUCGGUCAUGCAUCUAGGAAAGGAUAUUAAUAUAGAUAAGGCAUGACGAGUAGGUUUUCGCGGAGAGGCAUCAUGCUUGCAUGGUGGGCCUGUUACGUUGAAAACCGGAGUUGUUCGUAUUGAUUAACAUCAAUCCAAGGUUAAGGUCCAAGGUUCUUGAUAGUUAGUCAUACGGCGAAUGGUUUCUCGGAGACACUAGUCUCAAUGGAACGAGCUUACGGUUCCUGGAACUGGGUAAGCUAAGUCUAGACAUAUAUUCCAUGAGAAACAAAAGACAUAGCGAAGGCUGUGUUGAUAGAACCCUCUGGAGGUUCAUGGGUGUGAUGAUUUUGUGUCAUGUGCACUGGCGUACUAAAUCAAACAGAACCCUUGUGUACUUGGACUAUCAGGUACGGUUCCAUUAGGAACAAUUUGAUAUAAUCUUCCAGUUGUCUAUGGAGUUGUUGUCCACUGCCGGGCUUGCACUCUAGAACACAUGAUUCCAGUUGUUAUCGCAUUCAUUGCGAAGUAUACUGGUUGGAAGAUGGUUCCAUUAGGAACAUGUUGAUAUGAUCCUCUGUUUGUAAUUAGAGUGUCGUCUAAUGCCGACUUAUACUCUAAAUACAGAACCUCAGUUGUUAUCGCAUUUAUUGCGAAGUAUACCGGUCUGAGGAUCAAGGGAAAACUUCGGUCAAUCUGUCUUGCUUUUCCUAGCUUGUGCCGAGGACGUCACAAAAGUCAGGAAUGGCCGAAUGUAGUACCUCUGGUACCGACUGUCUUGGUAUAGGACAGAUUGGCUUAUGUGUGUGUCAUCGGAGAUGGUCUUCGGGUGGCCAUCGUCCCGAUAGCUCCGAUACUGAGUCAGUUACUCUUGGUAGGUCGAACCGUUCACACGGUCAGGAGAGGCACCACAUAAGUCCAUCGUGCCUAUCCUACCUUAU